CAUUUACUUUUUGCUCUUCAUUUAAGGUUAGGCAUAAGGUUAGCAGUGUGGUUAAGGUUAGGAUUCAUUUUUGUUCUAAAAUCAUAUUUUAAGAUGAUACAUUUUUGAAAUGGGAGUGGUUUAUGACUUGUGUCUGUGGUAACUAGUGACGACCGUAAAGAGGGGCGGCAGAUAGCCUAGCGCUUUUAAGAGCGUUGGGCCAGUAACCGAAUGGUAGCUAAUUCGAAUCCCCGAGCCAACUAGUUGAAAAAUCUGUCAAUGUGCUCUUGAGCAAAGCAUUUAACCCUAAUUGCUCCUGUAAAUCGCUCUGGAUGAGAGGUGUUGCUAAAUGACUAAAAUGUCAAGAUAAAAUGUAAGUCAAACUACAAUUUGUAUAGAAUUAUUUGGUGAAGAGGCGUGGUACACACUUGCACUAAAUGCGCAAAGUGUUUGGUAUUUAUGGACCCGAACGGUUGCAAUGUUUGCAUCAUUGGUUUGAAUUUUGUGUCACGGAAUUAAACAUUUUCACAAACGUUACAUCAAAGACAGUACAGUAUGAAGAUACGAAGAAACUGCUUCUCCAAUAGAAAUCCCCGAUCCCUUUUGUAGGGGACGUCAUGGCGACUUUGGCUAGCUAAGCGCAUGCGUAGACUGGCGUCAUCGGGUCUCUCGCACCAAACUUCGCUUGUUGCAGGCCUUCAAUAUAAUACAAUUAUUUUUUUGGAAAAUGAAAACGGGUCAGUUUGUAACUUACACAAGGUUGAAGUAAUAACAUGUUCAACUACUUAUGACAUUGUCUCGAAUCUAGGAUGUGCCUUCAGAUUUUGAGAAAAUGAACAGCUAAGGAAGAAUUUUUCACAUCUCUUAUUGAUUUCUCAACCCCCAAAGCCCAGUCUGGUCUGCUUAAGCGUUCCUGGAAGUCUCUCGAUGUUGCGUCUCUGGGUUUAGAAGCUCUGUGUUUACUUGUUACAAACGAACCCGAGAAAGCUUCGAGGAUCUGUUGUCAUAGCGACGAAUGGACGCUCUGCCUGGCUCAGAUGGAAUCGUGAGUUCGCAUCCUAGCUAAACUCAAUCGAACUUGAGCUAAUAACGUGAUAGCCAAAUAAGUAUUAACUCUAUUAUAUAUCUAAAAUAGAACACAGUGUAUUGUCAUGCAAUGUAUAUUUUCAACUAUGGCUAGGCUUGGCGCUUGAGCUGUUUUGCAAAGUAACGUUACUGAAGUAGAAAAUAACGUUAGCUAACGUUACAGUAGCUGCUUGAUUACAUUGCAUGUUUAGAGGUAAGCUACGCAAAACUCCUGUCUCGACAUUAUGGCUGAGACUCGUGUCAUUCCAAGUGGGAAAGUCUACCGCCAGAUGUUUGACGCCCAGGUUCAGCUGUCAAGGUCUCUACAUGAUACUCGGAGGAAACGUGAGACUAAUGAAGGAUUCUUACCAAGGGACAACCCUCCUCUUAGUAGGGACACAGACACUGGUCUGCAGCAGCGGAUUAGAACUCUUCAGGCUGAAACCCACCAAUGCUCAGAGGAAAUGGCUGUUAGGGACCAACUGUUCUCAGGCAUCAAGCAUUGCCAGACGAGUGAGGAGCAGCUUGUUGAGGAGGAGAUCCGUGGACUACCUGAUCAUGUUGUGGCAGAAAAGCCAGGGUCAGACAUCAUUGACCGCCUGAUGGAGAAAAAGCAGAGGAACCACCUAGAGGCUGUGGGACAGUUGUACAGGGACCUUUCUGUGCUCAGUGUGGAGUAUGAGACAUUAUUCAGGCAAACUGGGCAAGAGGUGCUGCACCAACUCUCAGUGUAUGAUGGCAAUGUGGAGAGACAAAUGCAGAGGAUUGAAAAUAUUUCUGAUUUGGAGAAGUUCACCUUACAGGGACUUCAUGAGUUCUGGGAUACAGUGAAACAAGAGUCAGUGAUUAGGAGGAAGUGGAUAAAGGAUCUGGAUGAUACCCUGGCUAAGUAUGAGUCUGACAGAACAGCCAUGAUUGCAGCAUUGCUGAGAAAAUACACAGGGAAACUGGAAAAAAUCUGCUACGUAAUGCCUUCGGAUAUCCACCGACUGAUCAAUAGAGAAGCCAUGAUGAUAAACCAGGCUAUUCUAGCAAAUAGACGAGCAGUGGCCAAGCUCUACCUGAACCUGAUGGAGAAGGAUCUACAGAAGGAGGUAUUCCAACGACUCAGAUGGGAGGACAAACUGCAAGACUGGAAGAGCUUUAAGGUCCUUGGUGUGGUCAGCAGGUUCAAAGAUUUCAUGGGAAGCCCUCCAAUCCAGUGUCCCAAGGACGUACAAGCUAUUCUGGACACCAUGAGUGCAGCACAGCAAUCUUUUAGAGAAAGACGCAUCAACAUUCUUCAGUCACUCACUUCCAUGAUACCUCCAAGAUGUUCAAAGACUCUAAUCGCUGAGUGGUAUAACUCUUUGUCAUCUGUCAACGAGCAAAUUGAUUGUAUGCACAUUGAAUCAAUGAGGAAGCUACAUUCCUAUUAUGAAAAUACCUGGCAAGAAUGCCUAGCUGAGGUAGAACAAGUCAAGAAAGAGAUUACUACAUAUGGGGUUUCUCCAGAAGAGAUCCAGGAUACUGUUAAUUCUGAGUUCCUGCCUCUGAUUGGGAAAUGCCAGAGCCAGACCGAGGAGCACCUUGCCACCAUGGAUAGAGCGUUUGAGUCUUUGGCCAAGAGAGCUGCUGUGCUAAGUAAGUCACUUUUCAAAUUCACACGUGGGGCAUCUCACCUGUGGGAGGUGCACAGUGCCGGGCUGCAGAGGAGGGAGCAGCAGCUGCAAGACCAGCUGGACGAGGUGCGCUACAGUCAGGAGCAUGAAAUCCAGAAGAAGGAGGCUCAUCUUGAUGUUAUGUUGGACAGACUGAGACAGGAGAGCACUGAAGAGGCACUCAAAAUCACACUGGAGAAGACUCUACAUUCCCUGGAUGAAAUAAAACUUGUAUACAUGCACUUCUACAAAGAAGAGGUGGAUACAGUGGAGAGUUAUCCUGCCAUGGUCUUGGAGGAGCUGCACUCUUACAGCUUUGCUGUCAGUCGAUUCUUCAACGUCAAGGAGCUAUAUACCGGUAGUCAGGACUCUGAGGAACUUUGCUCCCUUUAUCCUGUCAUAAAUCUUGAUUUAAGUGGGAGGGCCAGUGUGAAGAGGACAAGACAGACCACUGUACAGGGAAGGAAACGUUGUCCGGGAGGAUUCCAGAAAAGUCCAAAUCCAGCACAUUCAUCCUUUGAUGAAUUUGACACUGAGGAUGUCAUUGAUUCCCAUCGGGAGUUUCUUGACUCUCAGUCCAGUGAGACAUUCUGCACCUCUAAAGGCAAUGUGUACAACGGUCAGAGCUUUGUCUCUCAAUGGGACACGGAGCAGGAUUCCAUUCCAUCUGAGAUGGAGUUGGUUGUGUUCCCCAGAAGUCUUCUUGCGGAUCUACAAAAAGAUAUACGUCUGUUGUUUUUCAAUCACCUCGAAGAGAGAUAUCAGACUGCUCUGACCAACACUAUGAAUAUUGUGGCAGCCAAGAAGGAAGCACUGAAGUCAGAGCAGGACCUCCGACUGCACCUCCACCAACCACGGGCUAAGAGAAUCGAGGUGGACAUCCACAAUGUCCGUGCUGCGGAACUGGUACUGCACAGAGAUCGUGUGGAUAGGCACUGUAAAGGCAUCUUGCAGGCCCUUGGCAACUGCCGAACGGACUUCCACGAACUCCAGAUUCGACAGCACAAACUGACUGAGGACUUCAGAUCCCAGAUUUACAGCAUGGAGGAUGUCUUUACCUAUGCCACCAAGUCAGACGUGCUGGUUGGACUAUGUGGUACGCUGCAAUCCAAUUUGGAGAGCCACAUGAACAUCAUUCAGGCAUCACAGAGAAACUUCAGACAGACUCUGGAGUCCAAGCUGGAUGGCUUAAGAGAGACCAACGUCCAGUUAAUCAAAUCCUUUAAGCUGUUCUCAGAUGGAGGGAACUUCACACCCAAAGAGAUCGAGGCGCAUCACAAACGGAUUGAGAAAAUGGUUAAACGUAUCGACACCAACGAUGAGGCCAUAAUGCUGGAUAUGGAGGGGACAGAGUCCAAGUGUCUGGAGCUGGCGAAGGAUGUGAUAAACAGAUUUGAGGAGAAAUUCCACUUUUUGACAGUGGAUUUGAAGUUUCUGGAGAAAAUCCAAGGAAUGCUAACAAAUACACAGGUUCAGAUAAAAACAGAGGCAACAAAAAGCAACAUGCAAAAUAAGAAAAUCAACAGCCUCCUGACAGAGUUAAAAAGUAUGGUAGAUACUUGUGCCAGAAGCAGUCCAGAAAAGACAGUGACGACAGAUGAUGUUUUCACUUUUACGUGGUCUAUAAUAGAGGAUUUGAGGGCACGAUGCCAUUAUCUUGAAUGCUUUUUGAACCCUUCCAUGGCAGUACUGAUGCCUGAAUGCCCUCUCCAGGGGGCCUUCGGUGUAGCAGCACGCCCCAAGUCUCGCAAGUCAGCAAGCCCUGCCAUAGACGGUCUGCUCCAGCCCAGCCGCAUGGGGGUGUCCUUCAUGGAUGAUGUGGCCGUGGGGGUCAUCAGGGGACUGCUGAGGCUAAGCAAGCCUAAAGUCACCCAGGAAGCCAAUUCAGAGUCGACAGAGAGGGUCUCAGCAGCAGUCACAGUCAGGUUGUCGUCUCCUAUUGGGCAGAGGUCAGGGGAUUCUGCCGAAUCUGUCAGUGCACAAAGUGUGAAGAGGUUUUCUAAACCCACUCGCUUUGACAAGAGAUUCCAGGUGUUUGGUCCCAAACCAGAGACACAUGGCGUAACUGCCUUCAAAACUUUGAUAACCAGCAUUCUUUGGAAGACCAAUGAUAUUCUUCUCCUGGUUGCUGAGGAGUUCUAUAAGAAGAAGGAACGCCGGCCUGUCACAAGGCCUCAGUACCUCCAGGAGACGUUUGAACAAUGUGCUGAGGAGAUUAACAAAAGGCUGCUCGUCUACCAGAGCCAAACUCAGGACUACCACAACAACUGUCUGCAAGAAUUCCGACAGCAGCUGAAAGACAUUGAGGAGGGUCUUUCCAAGGUGCCAGGGGUGCUCAUCUCUAACCUGGGAGAACAACACCUGGGGAGCCUGAGCCAGGACACGGACAACAUCCGUCAACAGCUAGGCAUCACUCUGCAUGAGAGCGAGGGGAGAAAAAAAAAGCACAGUGGCAAGCUGAGUGUGCGUCUGAGCCAUCCUGCUUGUGAGAAAGAGCUGGAGGCCUUGAAUCGUGCUGAAGAGGAGAGACAAAGAGAGCUGACCAAUGCCAUCACGAACACUCUGCAAGAGCUACAAGCAUGUGUUAGGAAACAUGGGGAGGAGUUUGUGAGAGCACUCACCUCUCUGACAGAGAACCUGCUGUUCCAGAUGGACAACCUCCUGACCGUAGAUGAGGUCCAAGUUGGCCAAGCUGAAAUGAAGAGUGAAAAUGUCACCACUCUAAUUCGCCGAAAACAAGCUGGUAUUCCGCUAGAGGAGAAGCAAAGUGCACAUCUAAUACAGCGAGGCAGCAGAACGUGGCCAGGAAUCUCUUACUUUGGAUACAGUACUGAUGAUCCAGUGGAGCAACCAUGCAAGAAAACAGCCUCCAUCACCACUGCAAAGACCACCUUAGGCCACCUGAGAGCAGUGGAGGCCCGUGAAUCUAUGUACCAGUGCUAUGAGCAGCGGUACAGGGAGGAGCUGGCCCGGGCCGUGCAGGAGAGCCAGGUCCAGAGGACGGAGGUGCAGUGCUGGGAGGAACACUGGAGAGGCUUACUGAACACUCUGACCCAGCUCAACGCUGAGUGAGCACCUAGCAACCCCGUACCAGAGCUCACCGUUUUCUACAGCAGGACUAGACUAGAUUCAAAUGAGAUUUCCAGUGACAAAUAAAUUCAUGGUUUGCAUUUUUCUUUCUCUUUCUGCCACUAAGGGAUUGAACUGCUUCGGCAAAAUUGUGUAUGUGUGACUAAUAUUUUAUAAAACGUUAUAUUCAUCAUGAUUGGCUAUAAAACACAAUAUUCAAUACACAGAGCGUAGAUUUUUGUUAAUUCUGGCCGGGAUUUAAUCAGAUCGCAGAUUGUAGUCUAUGGCUUUUAAAGGCAAUGUUCGGUAAAUGCUGUAAAUGUCAGAUCAAUCUGAAGUUACCUUAAAAACUGCAUUUUCGACUGUCCAGUGCGCUGUGCUAUGGAUAGAAUCCCGGACUAACUCUUUACAAUGAAUGCAACUUUGUUGUUGUUAUACAUUAUUUUUUAUUUCAAGUGUUUGUGGUCUUCAUAAUUCUACAUGAAGAAAUGGUUAAAACGUCCAAUGUAGCCAUUUCUUAUGCCAUCAUCAAAUAAUUUCUGGGUAACAAUUUAAAGUACCUUGCUGAGAUUGUUUUCAAUUAAAAUGGUCAAAAAGAAAUAGAAAAUUAGAUGUUGUUGGCAGAGAGGUUUGGAACUCUUCUUAUUGGUCUAUUCCAGGGGUAUGUGCCAUACAGGAUUUUGAUCUAACUAGGCACCACACCAGACCAACUGAGCUAAUUGAUCAGUUCAGUGAUUGACUAAAUUCAACACACCUGAUCUUCCAGGUCAGUUAAAUAAAAAACAUGAAGUGCUUGCACACUCCAUACCAUGGUUACCUACCCCUGUUCUAUUAUCUAAUUUACCGCAUGGUGAUGUCACCAUGGAAGGCCAAAACAUCAGCGGUCUAAGGAACUGCAUCGCAGUGCUUGAGACGUCACUACAGAUCCGGGUUCGAUUCUUGGCCGCGACCGAGAGACCUGCGGCGCACAAUUGGCCCAGAGUUGUCCUGGUUAAAACACAGUCUCCAGUUGUACAGUGUUUCUUCCAACACAUUGGUGCGGCUGGCUUCUAUGUUAAGCGAGCAGUGUGUCAAGAAGCAGUGCACCAUGGCAGGUUUUCGGAGGACGCUACCAAUUGGAUAUCAUGAAAAAGGAGAACAAUAAGAAUCUGCAUAAAGUAAAUAUACGCAUUCCUACCAGUGGUAUGUUUCCACCAAACUGACUUGUUGCAGAUAAGUCAUUGCAUGAUGACAGUGCACACAAAAAUGCACUUUUUCUCUUAAGUUUUCACAUACCGAAUAAAAAUCUAAAGUUCAA
Messenger RNA from Salvelinus fontinalis (brook trout), 7050 nucleotides. It is a transcript of the gene ccdc180, whose product is annotated as coiled-coil domain containing 180. Bases 1290 to 5756 code for a protein of 1488 amino acids. The record is from RefSeq and is a predicted model, not a curated record. The transcript has 37 exons. NCBI's taxonomy places the organism in Eukaryota, Metazoa, Chordata, Actinopteri, Salmoniformes, Salmonidae.